AUGCAAGCAGAAAUUCUUUCUGGGGUUUUGAAACAAAAGCUAGUGCAAGUAGGAAGAGUUGAAGAAGGAAGGCGCAUGAUAAAGGAUAGGUUACACCAUAGGAAGGUGUUGAUUGUGCUUGAUGAUGUUGACAACCUUGAGCAGCUAGAACAGUUAGUUGGAUCACAUGAUUGGUUCGGUGAAGGAAGCCGGAUAAUAAUCACAACUAGAGAUGAGCAUGUAUUAAGUGGACACAGAGUAGAUGUUAUACACAAAAUUAGCUUGUUAAACGAUGACGAGGCUAUGAAGCUUUUUUGUAAACAUGCACCCCAGGGUCAGAAUCCUACAGAAGAUUAUGAGUUGCUUUCAAAAGAUGUGGUUUCUUAUGCCUGUGGGCUCCCAUUAGCACUUAGAGUUCUGGGUCGUUUUCUAUGCGACAAAGAUAUGAAUGAGUGGAGGUGUGCCUUGGCUAGAUUGAAAGAAAUUCCAGAUGCUAAUAUUUUGGAAAAGCUAAAAAUCAGCUAUGAUCCCACAUCGGCCGAAAGUACUAUAAGUUGGUGGCUUAUAAGUCUAGGUGUCCCCUCCUCCUACAAGCUGGCUUUUGGGAGUGAGUUCUACACUUGGGCUUAUGGCAUGAUGCGGGCCUAG
Molecule: messenger RNA, 627 nt
Organism: Lactuca virosa
Lineage: Eukaryota; Viridiplantae; Streptophyta; Magnoliopsida; Asterales; Asteraceae
Source: the annotation of a GenBank genome assembly